Plenodomus lingam JN3 is the source of this 282-nucleotide messenger RNA. RefSeq lists its product as uncharacterized. The record is from RefSeq and is a predicted model, not a curated record. Gene Ontology annotation, biological process: spliceosomal snRNP assembly; mRNA splicing, via spliceosome. Lineage: Eukaryota; Fungi; Ascomycota; Dothideomycetes; Pleosporales; Leptosphaeriaceae. Gene Ontology annotation, molecular function: RNA binding. Gene Ontology annotation, cellular component: U1 snRNP; catalytic step 2 spliceosome; pICln-Sm protein complex.
AUGGCUGCCGUCGCACCCUUCAACCCUCGACCGCUGCUCCAAAACCUGGUCGACAAAGAUAUCGUCGUGCGAUUAAAGUGGGGCGAGACGGAAUACAAGGGUAGACUCGUCUCCGUUGACCUCUACAUGAAUAUACAGCUCUCAAAUACCGAGGAAUUUGUCAAUGGCGUCAGUUCAGGAACGCUUGGCCAGGUCCUGAUAAGGUGCAACAAUGUCCUCUGGAUUGGCAAUGCGGAAGAGGUGGAACCCAAGGCCACCAAAGAUUCGGCCAUGAGCGGUUGA